AUGUCGACGCCCAAGGUGAUUCUAAUGGCCGGCGCGCCACCGCCCUCGGCCCUUGACGACAUGUCCUCAUGCACCGUCACCCGAUUCGACGAGCCCUUCCACACCCUCCUCCGCUUGCCCAACGACUCAUUUUCUUCCGAUGCAGACGGCGACAUCCCCUCGCAGCCGACCCAUGUUGCUUGGCGCUCCAUCCCGCUUGCCCGCAGUCUGACGAUGCUCAGCCAGCGCCACGACGCUCUCGACGCCUCCCUGCACGCCAGUCCCGACUUGUUCACCACCGCCGAUGUCUCAGACCCCCUGCUUUCUCGGGACGACACGAGUGCAGAGGACGCGUGGACGCAGUUUUGUGAGCACUCUCUGGCUCAGCACCAUCCCUCUUCCCAGCCGCUCGACGACAGCGUGGCCGUCGACGACGAGACCGCCCUCUCAGCCAAUCUCAGCUCCGUUAUGCCCGCGGACCCGGUCCCCCUCCACCUGUCCGACCUAGAGGACGUUCCACGGGCCAAACGAAUCGUCGCCCUCCAACCACAGACCGUCUCUCUCAACCUCAUCGUCGGCGUCAUAUCUAUAGCCCAGCCCCGUUCAGUCACCACACGCUGGGGCCAGAGGCUCUCGCUCGUUGAGCUGCUUGUCGGCGAUAAUAGCGCCACCGGCUUCGCCGUUACCUUUUGGCUCUCCGCCAGCCAGGCCGAGGAGAGCAGCGUCGUCCGGCUUCGGCGCCAGGAUGUUGUCCUCAUGGAGAACGUCGCCUUGCACGUCUUUCGGGGCAAGGUCUACGGGCAGAGCCUGCGCAGGGGACUGACCAGAGUCAACCUCCUGUGGAGGAGCGACGGCACCGGCCAUUACUCAACCCGGCGACUGGACAGGGAGAACGCGGCCAAGCAUCCGCAACAGGAGAAAGCGCGGUUGGUCAAGGACUGGGUCCUUCAUUUCGUCGGGCGAGAUCCGGUGAGCACAACAAGAAAGCCACGCAAAUCGUGGGACAACCCUCCCGAUGAUACGCAAUGA
This is a messenger RNA of Hirsutella rhossiliensis, 1008 nucleotides long. RefSeq names its product Nucleic acid-binding, OB-fold protein. The transcript has a single exon. The record is from RefSeq and is a predicted model, not a curated record. The coding region runs from base 1 to 1008 and encodes 335 amino acids. NCBI's taxonomy places the organism in Eukaryota, Fungi, Ascomycota, Sordariomycetes, Hypocreales, Ophiocordycipitaceae.